CUGUUUCCUUUUCCUCAGCAUGUGAACCAAAAAGCAAGUUGUUAUUAGUGGUGGCAGAAAGCUUUAGAAUAUACAUCCCAUAAACUAAGUUUACUCUGUACACACCCCUCCCUCUCUUUUACUCUGGCUGUCUCUGUCUCGAUUUCACUCCCUCUCUCUUGUCCCACCCUCUAUUCAUUUAACUAACCCACUUAUAGCUGUGACAACAGCAGUAGAAAAUGACUUGUGAGUAGAAGGGACAUCUCAAAUAACUUUUUAAACUAGUGAGGAUUUUUACAGGGACCCUGAUUGUUUCCCUUCAGCUUGGGUAUAAUAUUAAAAAGCUGUAUUACAACAACAGAACCAACUUCACUAAUUUGUUCUGUUUAAAAUUUGUAAAUGAGGACAUGUGGUUACAAGUUUGUAUAUUCUUGUUUCUCCUAAGACAAUCAAAUUGUAUGGAAAGCUACUAUGUAAAUGAAGAAGAACCUCCAGGAACAUUUGUAGGGGAUAUUGCAGACAGUCUUCCCCAGCAAGACAAAUCUAAUAUAGUUUUUGAAAUGCUUCAGGGAAAAAGCAAAAAUUUAUUCCGUGUCACCAAGAGUGGAAAAGUAUAUACACUUCAAAAACUAGAUGCAGAAGCUCUUUGUUCUUACAAUGCAGAAUGUUACAGAACACUUGAUGUUACAAUAAAAAGUGAUGGCACUGUAAAAUAUGUCAGAGAAAUUAAGAUAAUUAUAAAUGAUAUUGAUGACAAUAAACCCAUAUUUCCAAAGUCUGAAGUGAACCUUCAUUUUUCUGAAGCUGAUGGUAAAGGUAUGAAAAAACCUAUCAUCAAUGCUAUGGAUAAAGAUAUAAGCAUACAAAACUCUGAAAUCAAGUAUGAAAUAAAUAAAGGUGAUGAUGCACCAUUUUCCUUAGAUAUUUCUAAGAAAGUGGAUGGAACAUCUCAACUAAAAAUAGUGUUAGAUGAACAACUUGAUCGGGAAACUAAAAAUACACAUAUGAUCCAAGUCAUUGCCAAAGGUAGUAGAUCUUCAGAAGAAGAAAGUAUCUUAAAAAUCAAAAUUGAUGUUUUAGAUUUCAACGAUAAUCCUCCUGUCUUCAUGCAGAAAAAGUACAAUUUUUCCAUAGGAAACACAGUGCGAAGUAACAUGCCAAUAGCAGCUGUUUCUGCAACAGAUGCUGAUUCUGGUAUGAAUAGUAAAAUUUCAUAUCGGUUCAGCUCAAAAACAUUAAAAGCUGCUGUAUCACAUUUUAAAUUAAAUGAAGAGUCUGGAGAAAUCUUCCUCAAUACACAAAUUUCUAAAAUGAAACAAAAAAGCUACCAGCUUUAUAUUGAGGCCACUGAUGGAGGUAGCCCUGCUUUGAGUUCGGAUGCAAUAGUUUGGGUAUUUGUGACUAAUCAAGAGAACAAUGCACCUCAUAUUGAAGUUAACUUUAUUACUCAAUCAAACAAUACAUUAACGAUUUCAGAAAAUAUACCGGUGGAUAGCUUCCUUGCAUAUGUAAAAAUUAGUGAUAAUGAUAAGGGGAAAAAUGGUGAUGUUCAUUGUGGUGUAAAACAUGAUUAUUUUUAUUUAAAAGAUGUAGACGAAAACAGAUACACAUUAAAACUGAAAAAGGAAGUUGACAGGGAGUCAACAACAAGUAUGAGUUUUAAGAUUACAUGUCAAGAUAAAGGAUCUCCCCCUUUAUCUGCAGAAAAGAAAUUUUCUGUUCAUAUCGUAGAUGUUAAUGAUGUACCACCACAGUUUACCAAGAGUUCAUUUACAUUUAUAACAUAUGAAAAUGGAGAGAAAGGCUUUCCUAUUGGCUUUGUUAAUGUUAGUGAUCCUGAUUCAGGGCCUGGCGGAGAAGUUAGUUAUUCUCUUAAAAGUGAAACAAAUAGAAACUUUCCUUUCCAUAUUUCUAAUUUUGGAUUUAUAUCAACCACCCAAUCACUAGACAGAGAACAGUGUGACAUUUAUCGAUUCAAAGUUUUAGCAAAAGACAAUGGAACUCCUUCACUGACAAGCACAGCAAAUAUCACUGUUGAAAUUGUUGAUGUAAAUGAUAAUGCUCCCUAUUUUACCUUCCCCAGUAGAAAUCUGUUCAAUGUGGAGUUCAACUAUUAUCCAGGCAGUAGCAAGGAAAUCACCACUCUAAGAGCUUCUGACAGAGACAGCCAUGUAAAUGCUUUCCUUAAGUAUGAAAUACUUGGAGGCAAUGCUAAAAAGUUAUUUAAAGUUAACCCAUAUACAGGAGUUUUGUCUUUUGCUCACACAGUUAACCAAAAUGAUGCUGGAUCAUAUGAUCUAAAAUUAGCAGUCAAAGACAAAGGCAAACCAGUUUUAUCAGCAACAACUACACUGAAAUUGAAACUAACUGUUAGCAAUAAAACAUUAACAACAUUUACAGCAGCAUCAAAAAUACCAGACAAUAGCAUUAAUAUAAAUCUAUUUAUUAUAAUUAUUGUGGCAGCUGUGAUAGUAUCUCUUGUUCUUGUCAUCUCAAUAACAUUGUGCAUAGUGAAAAGGAAUGAUCAAAGGAACAUUCAUUACAGUACAGUGAUGAGCUCACCAAGGAAAUACCCCCAUACAAACAAACAUAUAGAAUAUUUCCAUAAACAACUACCUCACUCGGAUACACCAGUUACAAUGCCUGUUAUGUGCAGAAGGCAGUCUCUACCUGGAUUUCAGUCAGAUCAUAACUGGAGUGAUCCAGGAAUACAUUACCAUACUCUAAAAGAAGGCAGACCUAAAAUAAACAUUCAAAGAACCACCACGAGCCCUGAUACUGCUGGAGACAAAGAAACAAAGUUUACGUCACCCUAUUGCUAUAGUGAUUUAUCAACGAUAUCCUAUGCAGACAGUGGCCGUGGAUACAGUGAAGGAUACACUACACAUUAUGAGGAAUUACCAGAUCCUUACCUUAGGAGACAAGAAACUCACCCAGAAGAAGAAACACCAAAAGCAGACAGUACCCUUCCAAGGAAUAAUAAUACAGGGACCAUGCCAUGCCCUAAAUUACCAGACAAUAAUGUAGAUACUAACACUGAUGAAAAUACAAAAUUAAAAUCGUUUUCCCCAGACAGUACAUUUCAACAGCUACCAUUGAAAAAUAGCUUUUCUUCCACAAACAAACCUCUACCAGCAAUACCAAAUGUGCCAUAAUACAUUUUGCAAUAUAUAUAUAUGAAUAUAUAUACAUGA
Messenger RNA from Octopus bimaculoides (California two-spot octopus), 3173 nucleotides. Its product is annotated as protocadherin beta-13. The record is from RefSeq and is a predicted model, not a curated record. NCBI's taxonomy places the organism in Eukaryota, Metazoa, Mollusca, Cephalopoda, Octopoda, Octopodidae.